This is a messenger RNA of Girardinichthys multiradiatus, 7045 nucleotides long. It is a transcript of the gene taok2b, whose product is annotated as TAO kinase 2b. Gene Ontology annotation, biological process: protein phosphorylation. The coding region runs from base 595 to 4281 and encodes 1228 amino acids. NCBI's taxonomy places the organism in Eukaryota, Metazoa, Chordata, Actinopteri, Cyprinodontiformes, Goodeidae. The record is from RefSeq and is a predicted model, not a curated record. The transcript is spliced from 17 exons. Gene Ontology annotation, molecular function: ATP binding; protein kinase activity.
CUCUUCCGUUUUCCUCUCGGCUCCCGCCCCGCUCCGCCAUCAUGAAGUCCUGAACAAAAACGGACGAGAGCCGAGUAAAAUGGGGAUACCACGGAGCGGAGAGGAAGCUCGCCGAUGGCGUUAGCGAAAUGUCAGUACGAAUCGAGGAACGGAGCGGAGUGGCGGGUUUUAAAUGAGCCAGUGUCCUGCUGAACGACGUCCUCUAUCUGCUCCUGGCGUUGACGUUUUUCGGCUAGCAGCGGUGCUAGCAGCAUCCCGAAGCCUUGGCCCUGAUUUUUCGCCCCGUUAUUCUCCGGUAGACAGCUCCGUUUGUGGGUUAGCUGGCAGGCGUCAGUCAGCCUAGACUGACUGACACCUCCCUCAUGUCAAGUAGCAAAGUGGUGCUAGUUGCUGGGGGCACCAGGAUGGCUGGGGGGUUAGCUAAAACCACGAUGGGUAGACAGAAUGUGGUCUUUUCGUGUUGAAUAGACGCCAGAGCCGAGGAGGAGAGGAGAGGAGAGGACAGGGAAGGGAGAAACUAAGAUUUUCCUGCCAGGCCAGUCAGCUAGCUCCAGAAGCUAGCUACAGUGGAUCCCAAAAGCCACGGCGCUGGCCAUGCCGUCGAGUGUGCGGGCCGGGAGCCUGAAGGACCCGGAGGUGGCGGAGCUGUUCUGCAGGGAGGACCCCGAGAAGCUCUUCACGGACCUGAGGGAGAUCGGCCAUGGGAGCUUCGGAGCGGUCUACUUUGCCCAUGACAUCCGCACAAAUGAGGUGGUGGCGAUCAAGAAGAUGUCCUACAGUGGCAAACAGUCCAAUGAGAAAUGGCAGGAUAUCAUCAAGGAAGUGAAGUUCCUACAGAAGCUGCGCCACCCCAACACGGUGGAGUAUCGUGGCUGCUACCUGAGAGAGCACACAGCCUGGCUGGUGAUGGAGUACUGUUUGGGUUCAGCUUCUGACCUGCUAGAAGUCCACAAGAAGCCCCUCCAGGAGGUGGAAAUAGCUGCCAUAACCCACGGUGCUUUGCAGGGCCUGGUCUAUCUUCAUUCUCACAACAUGAUUCACAGGGAUGUAAAAGCAGGAAACAUCUUGCUUACAGAACCGGGUCAGGUCAAACUGGGAGACUUUGGUUCUGCUUCUAUUGUUGCUCCAGCCAACUCCUUCGUGGGAACACCUUACUGGAUGGCCCCCGAGGUGAUCCUCGCCAUGGACGAGGGGCAGUACGACGGGAAGGUGGAUGUGUGGUCACUUGGCAUUACCUGCAUAGAGCUGGCGGAAAGGAAGCCUCCUCUUUUCAACAUGAAUGCUAUGAGUGCCUUAUACCACAUCGCCCAGAAUGAGAGCCCUGUGCUGCAGUCCAAUCACUGGUCGGAUUAUUUCCGCAAUUUUGUGGAUUCCUGUUUGCAAAAGCUCUCCCAGGACAGACCUACCUCUGAUGUGCUGCUGAAGCACCACUUCCUAUGCAGAGAGCGUCCCGUGACGGUUGUGAUGGACUUGAUCGCGCGAACCAAGGAUGCUGUCCGUGAGCUCGACAACCUGCAGUACCGCAAGAUGAAGAAAAUCCUGUUUUACGAGGCUCACAAUGGUCCAGCACCAGAAGGAGGUGAUGAGGAAGAGGAUGUGGAGGGGUACAUGUUGCGUACCGGCACAGUAAACAGCAUGGAGAGCUCCCACUCUCUGCCGUCCAUGUCGAUAAGCGCCAGCUCCCAGAGCAGCUCCGUCAACAGCCUGGCGGACGGUUCCGAUGACAGCGGGGAGAUGGCUAUGAUGCAGGAGGGAGAGCACACAGUCACCUCCAACAGCUCUGUCCUGCACAAACCUCUGAGCCAUGACAACAUCUACGAUGAUCCCUAUCAGCCAGAGGUCGACUCGCAACGAGAAGCUUCGUCUGGUGGCGGCGGCGGUGGGGGAGGCGGCAGACGUCGACGCCGAGACCACUUUGCCACCAUCAGGACCGCCUCGUUGGUCACUCGUCAGAUCCAGGAACAUGAGCAGGGAUCGGCUCUCAGAGAGCAGAUGUCUGGGUACAAACGUAUGCGGCGGCAGCACCAGAAGCAGCUGAUGGGUCUAGAGAACAAGCUGAAAUCAGAGAUGGACGAGCACCAGCUGAGACUGGAUAAAGAGCUGGAGAACCAGAGGAACAAUUUCUCAAUGGAGCUAGAAAAACUUUCCAAGAAGCACCAGGCUGUCCUGGAGAAGGAGACAAAAGCAGUCCUGACGGAGGAGAAGAAGUUCCAGCAGCACAUCCUGGGCCAGCAGAAGAAGGAGCUGACCGGUCUGCUGGAUUCCCAGAAACGACAGUAUCGACAGCGCAAAGAGCAGCUCAAAGAGGAACUGAAUGAGAACCAGUCCACACCAAAGCGAGAGAAGCAGGAGUGGCUGGUGCACCAGAAGGAGUGCAUGCAACAGCUGCAGGCAGAAGAAGAAGCCGGCCUGCUGCGAAGGCAGAGGCAGUUUUAUGAGCUCCAGAGUCGACAGUACAAGAGGAAGAUGGUGCUAGGACGCCACAACCUGGAGCAGGAUCUGCUCAGAGAGGACCUGAACAAGAAGCAGACUCUGAAGGACCUGGAGUGUGCAAUGCUGCUGCGCCACCACGAGUCGACGCAGGAGCUGGAGUUCCGCCAGCUGGGCGUGGUGCAGCGGACGCGGGCCGACCUGAUCCGCACGCAGCACCAGACCGAGCUCACCAACCAGAUGGAGUACAACAAGAGGCGCGAGCAAGAGCUGCGGCAGAAACACGCCAUGGAGGUCCGCCAGCAGCCCAAAAGCCUCAAAGUGAGUGAGAGCGUCCAGAGCCAGGGUUCUCCUGAGGCGGCUCCGGGCGGCAGCUGGGACAGCGAGGCGGUGCCGGGGGACAGUGGGUUAGAAAUGGAAGAAGGGGCGGUAAUGAUGGAGGUGUGUGAGGAUGAGCCAGAUGGAGCUGUAGAGCUCAGGGAUGUGUUUAGAGAAGAGGAGGUGGAAGGAGCAAGCGUUCCAGAGGCUGAAAGGAAGUAUGAGAUCGAUGAGGAGGUCAGUGAAAGGAAGGGAAGUGAUGUGAGAGAAGAUGAAGACAGGGAGGUAGAGGGGGUGCAGUGGGAGUAUGAGGAAGAUCACAGUAAAAUAUGUCAUGUUGACACUGAUGAAGAGGAAGAAGAGGGCAGAGGCGUGGCCGACGGAUGUCCGUCAGAGCUCAUCUCAUCCCCAGAAAAGAGAUGGCACCGCGAGCGAGAGCUCGACGACCUGUCGGAGUUUUUUUUCCCCAACUCCCCAGAGGAGUUGGAGCCCAGUCCUGUCUCACCUCCCCCUACCUCUUCCCCCACCCAGACCUCCCUUCCCUCCCUCUUUUCUCACGCCAUCUGCCUCCUCCUCUCCCUGUCCGCUGCCGCCCAGCCCUCCAACCUCACCCUGAUGCUGCUCUCCAUCUUCCUCCUCUCCCUCCGUCGCUCGCCACCCCUGCCCUCGGUGGCCUCUGUCGUGCUCUCGGCCGAGCUCGCCUUCUUGGCGCUCUUCUUCUCGUACCUCCUGCUGCGGUCGUGCUGCUCGUUGUCUCUCUCCACCUACCUGUCGCUCAGCCUCUGGGGCAGCGGCCUUUUCAGUUUAGGGCUCUCCUUCAGUUUGGGGAUCUACUACAUCCCCAUCAUCUUAAUCUCAGCCUCUUUCCUCAGCUCUCCCUCUAUCUUUCUUUCCCUCUAUCUGCUCGUGGUGCUUGUUGUCAGACCGGCCCGCAACUUCUUCCAGCAGGCGCCUCGUAAACUCAACCGCUUGUGCAUGCGUGUGCUUUUCCGCCUGCCCCGCCCGCUGUUUGCCAUGUGCCAGUCGGUCCUGGGCGGCAUGGCCGAGCGAAACCUUUACGAAAUGUUCCCCAAAGCUGGCCGAAACUGGGGUGUCCGCCAGUCCAGAAUCCCUGUUCUCUUAAAGAGCUUGCCAUCGGAGCAUCAGGCUCGAUGCAGCAGCACCUCUCACCUAGCUAAGCUGCUUCUGUGGGGGAGGCGUUUCGGCAGACGCCCACUCGGGGUUCUCGCAGACUUGGCUAACACCAUAAUCCUAAAACUCGCCAGACAGAUCCUGAAAAACCUGCCGCUCUGCGUCCAUGUUAAACUCCAAACCCUGGGCCUCCUGAAGAAGGAGCUUCCCAGCAGGUUGCCCCGGCUACUGCCCCGGGAGGUCAGAGAGAGGAGGCAGAGGGAGAGGAGGAGAAGAGAGAAGGAGAGAAAGAGGAGGGAGGAGAAGGACAGGAUGUAUCGCGAGGAGGCCAGAUGGGAGUGCGGGCUGCGGCGAACCGCAUCUGGAAGGUUUGUGAGGGGGAAGAUUCGGCCGUGGAGAUAGCAGGUGGUGAAGGAAAACAGAUGAAACUGUGUGAGCAGCUUCAUCAUCACGCGACCGUCGGCUGGUUGUGUGUUUUCGGCAUCUUCUCUCCUCUUAGAUAAUUCCCAAACCGCUCCAUAGUCCCAUUUCUGAACCACUGAAAUGGAUUCGAACGUAUGAGCUCACAAGUCAUAUCGUUGUGUCCGACAGGUCUGAACAACCAGCAAAUCCAGUGAAUCUUUACCUUAUUGUGCUUUUUGUAAAAGUUCCUUAAACAUUCAUCGAUUCUCUUAUUGUGUUCUUAAUUUCUAAGAAGAAUAUUUUUAUGGUAAUUUUAAGACCGUUUUGGGUUUGUUUUUGGUUUUUUGUGCAAUCCUGUGUUUUCCUUUAUAGUUGUCUUAUUUGAAUGUGCGCACUAGAACAAAUAUGACAGUGUUACAACGCUCCGUGAAUGGAACUUCACUCCUUAAUGCUAAAAAGCUGUGAAAAAAUAAACAAGGUUAUGAUUUCAGAACGAUUUCACUAACAUCACCCUGAACACUAGCGGUCAGUCGGAGCAAAAGUGCAAUAAACGGCUGAGUGGGAACACAGCGUCGGCCAUAUUUACUGGCACGCCUGCUGAAGAAAGGAGCUUCAAAUCAAAUCCAGCUUUUAUUGAGGUGGCAUAAUGUCGCACUGAAAAAUGUAGAAAAAUCCAACCUUAAAUUAGAUUUUUUUUUCUGUGGGAAAAACUCUUAUGCAAAGAAAUGAAAAGUUCCUACAUGUUCUGAUCCGCUUUAAAAAAGUACCUUUAAAUUUGAUUAAUUCCUUAAUUUGUUAGGAAUUACUAAAGGUGCUGAUAAUUGUAACAUUGGUGUUUUUCUUUUCUUUUUUACUGUAAGAGAAAUGGGCCCACAGCAUCACAGGUCCUCCACCAUGCUUUCUACAAAACACUCCUAAUCUAAAUGUGGGCAAGUAGUUAUUUUCUCAUAGCUUAUCAACGCACCUCCGCCUUACUUGAAUGGCACGUUGUCUUUCCCGUUUUGAAGAGUAGCCAAGAGAGAGUUUAAUUGUCCAGUUGGUCUAAAUACUGAAGACUAAAGAUACUUGUAUCACUAAAGAGUGAUACAAGCCCAAAGCAUCACAGAUCGUCCACCAUACUUAUCAGUGGUUAAGUGCUUUUCCACAUAUUUUGCUCUGACUGUAGAUUUGGGCAAGUUUAGCAGAGUAGCUAUCUCCUUAAUUAUGACGAUCAACGCACAUCUGCCUUAUUUGAUUGCCCUGUUUUCCCCAUUUUGAAGAGUAGAGUUUGCCUAACCCCCGGGAAUCAGGAAUGGAAUAUUAAUUAAACCUUCCCAGACACACGGAUCAACUUUAACAAUAAAAAGAAGGCAUAAAGUUGAAACACCAUUUAGUCACAACCAGUGAGUUUAGUUAAAAUAAUUUUUUUCUUAACACGACAAGUUGGAUUUUUCUAAAAUGUUCAUUGAGCGAUUUUUCUGCAGCAAUAAAAGAUGGAUUCAAUUUUAUGUUAUUGAAUUAAAUCAUAUUGAAGUGCCAAUAAAAUGUGGCCUAAGAUGGUAUCUUCACCUAGGAUGAGAUGCUGUUCAAAGCCAAGCAGUGGAUAGUUUGAGGCCCUCGUUGAUCUGCUGUAAAUGCUGGGUUCAGUUUUUCACAUUUAAAACCAUUUUAUACGUAAAGCUGGUGAAAUCGGCCAUCUUUCGCCUUAAUGUAUGCUAUGUUAUUGCGCUGGAUGCAAUAGUCUUGUUAUGAUUUACCAUGUAAACAUUUCCCCUUUUCGUUGUUAAGAAAGAAAAGUGCCUACUUUCAACUGUUUGCACAAAUUUUAGUCUGUUGUGAAAAGACGUAGAGUAGUAGGAGAAAACGCAUAAAAACUAAGAUAUAUCACGUAGUACUUAAAGCAUAAUAUAAAAAAAUCAUAUUUAAUAUAUCAGCAUGACUUAAUUUUAUUGAAGGCAUAUUGCGUUGACAAUCUUUUGAGAUCUACAGGGGCAAAUUGAUGAAAUUUAAUGUGAAUGACGGAGCAGUUCGUUACCAAACGAAGGUAAAUGUCCAAAAAUAUCAACAUUUCAGUUCAAUUUCUUAUAAAAAGGCGUCGAACAAGGAAGAACAGGUCGUUUCAGCCCAUGGGGGUAAUUCAUCUGAUUUUUGGUUUUUUAAUUAAUCAAUAAUGCAGCUACACUUUAGCCUUUUUAUUAUUUUAGUGGAACCAAAGAUAUUCAGUGACCAAAAACUUUUAAGAAGCUAAAACCAAAUAAUUUGUUGAUUUCUUUUUUUUUUUUUUACACAGUUUGCUUAAAAACAGACUCAAAUUAAUGCAAAGUUCUUAGUUUUCAUGCAAGCGUUUUAGCUUCUAACAGAAACCCCGAGGUGCUCUGAUGAGAUCAGAUAAUUGGGAUCAAGUAAACAGGAAUGCAUCGAUCCGAAAUGAAGGAAUAAACGGCUGCCUUCUGUACAGCAGGAAGAAAUUUGAGUCUUUAAAAGAGAAGUCUGCUUGUACGAAUGCAACUUGUUUGGCUUUGAUUUCCAUCUUUGUUCAGUUAUCACCUGUUCUCUUUUGUUUACAUGUUGCAUUGUGUUUUGUCAUGAGUUCUGACUCCCUGAAGUUCUUUCACCCUGUUUGGUUUAAUUUAUGCAACGUUUCUGAGAGUAGAGCUGCAUUGUGUUGCUGUCCUCACUGUAGCUGCAAGGCUUUCUGUACGGCUGUGUGCUGCCAAGCAUUUAAAAACCUUUUUGUUAUAUUUAGAGUUUUGUUGGCACAGAAAUAAAUUCUUUGGUUUUGAAA